This is a messenger RNA of Cotesia glomerata, 6653 nucleotides long. RefSeq lists its product as uncharacterized. The transcript has 15 exons. Gene Ontology annotation, cellular component: cell periphery. NCBI's taxonomy places the organism in Eukaryota, Metazoa, Arthropoda, Insecta, Hymenoptera, Braconidae. Bases 1339 to 5472 code for a protein of 1377 amino acids. The record is from RefSeq and is a predicted model, not a curated record.
UUAUUUCUCUCAGUGUAAAAAAUAAUUACGCACAAUUGCUUUGUAAAAAAAAAAAAAAAAAAAUUGACAAUAAUUGAUGAAAUUAUUAGAACAAAAUUAAAUUUAGAAAUUUUUAUAAACUAAUCGAAUUAACGAAGUAAUUUAUAGAGAUGUGUAUACUUAUAAUUACCUAAGUAAAGAUAUUAAGUAUUGAUUGAGUGUAUGUCAUUAGCUGGGAGGUGCUGCGAAGUCUGUGAUAAUAACUGAAUAAAACAUAAGUGUAAAAUUACACAACUACCACUCUACGUAUAAUUAUUGAUAUGUCUUCUGAUAAACGGCAAAUAACAAUUUAAAUAGAUGAGAAUAAAUAAAUCUUAAUUAUUGCUCAGCAUAUCAAGAAGACUUGUGCAUUUAAUGACAUACAGCAAGGCAGUCUAACUAAUAAAAUCGUUUUAUAACUGUGUAAUAUAUUAAUUAAUAUAUAUAUAUAAAUAUAUUAAAUAUGUACAUGUAAGAAUUAUAAAUGUAAUUAUGAUUUGCAAGUAUGUUUACUUGGAAAAUAAAACAAGUGUAAGUAUUAAUUGUGCCAAAGUACACGGUGUAUGUUACUCGAGUGUAUAUAUAUAUAUAGCACAAGCACUUCAACUUGUAACCUGUUUCUUUUAUUAAAAUAAAAAAUAAAAAAUCGUUAUAAAAUUUUGGGUUUAGAUUUUUAGAAAAUUUUUUUAGAUCUCCAAUAAACAUUAUUUAUAAAUUAGAAGGAUUUAGUGACAUGUGUAUUCUAUUGUACAGUAACUAAACAUCACGGAUGUAGAGUGGACAGCGGGAUAGAAGAGCGUGGAGGGGGAAAUUACAGAGAGAGGGUAAUUUCAGUGGGGUUCUUCCUGUGCCGGCUUGUACAGAAAAUAAUAUUCCGGGUAGGGGUGCUUUUCAACCCCAGUGUUGUCGCGACGCGCGCGUUUGAAGGACGCAUUGAAUUUACACUCCGUCGAGCCGAAAAUUACAAAACUUUAAUUGCUAUUUAUUUUAUUGGACGGUUGGAAAAAUUUAUUGUUAAUUUUUUUUAUAAUUAAAAUGAGGUGUUGGUUUGUUUAUUAAUUUUUUUUACUAUUACUGGCGUCUGAUUUUCCGGAAAAAUAACAGAAUUGAUUCGAGGAAGAGCGAAGAUAUUUGCUGUUGGAAUCACGCCAGAAAUAACAAGAUCAUCUUGUGUUUUUAUCCGGGAAUGCUCAAAAAAUCGCAACAAUGUCAACAGGACUAUGUGACGUAUCGCAAGCCGGGAAAGGAGCAAUAGUCAGAUUACGGAAGUGAAGGAAUAAGGUGCUCUUUCUGGAGCUAGUUACCGAUGAGUAAGUGGACAUGAAGCGGCCGUCCAAAUGGUCGCCGUUACGGAUUCUAAUUUUCAUUUUUCUCAAAUGUGGCACAAUGGAACCAAUAUUGGCGAUGGAAGAUACCUUUUUUUCUCGACUAGUUGUCGCGGCGUCUCACACAGCCCUGUCAGGAGAUCUAGCAGUCCUAAUUAUAAAUUUAUCAGCUUUGGACCACAUGAAAACCACGACGAGCACCACAACUCAAAUACCGGAAAUUUCAACGGUUGGGAAGACAACUGCGCGAACAAGGACGAAAAUAACUACGACAACGACUACAGAGGAGGCUGAUAUUGUUAUGGAACAAGAAGAGGAAGACGAUAAUGAUGAUUAUGAUUCUUGGCAACCGCAACCCGAAUAUGAUCCUUUUGUUUUACGUGUUAUGCGCUUGGACGGAUUUUCAUCAGAAUUAAUUGGCGAAGUACCGAUCGAGAUUUCUACAUCAGUUGCUAAUAUUACACUUUCGAUUCCGUGUGGGUUUUUUUCAAGGGGUGGUGCAUACUCGUUGCAAUUACAGCGUAAAUCAGUUCCGGCUAGCGACAAAUUUAUGGAUACCAAUGGCGUCCAGAUGAGGACAACAUUGGACGUGAGAUGGCCAACACCCUCGCUAACUCUAGAGCCCCAGCAUUUUAAUACCUAUCCAGAUCAGCCAGUUCUCGCGACACUAGAGUACACAGGAAUAUCAUGUGCACCCGCAAAAGGAAUUCCCGAAGACACGUAUUCGCUUCAACUUGUCUACUGUGGUGCUAGCGUACUGUCAUGCGAUCCGCGAAAUAAAACCAACAUUCAGAUGCUUUACUCUGAAGAAAUAGCAGGAUUUCCAUCGCAAAAAAUCCUGAAGCUCCGGUGCGAGUUUUUCGGGCUCGCUGGACACUACGCUUUGAGACUGAAACCGUCUGACGUUAAUUCAACAGCACCAACUACUAGUGCAUACAUUAAAGUGGAAGUUUCGAAUCAGUAUGUAUUCAAUGUCCACGCUCGCUCAGUUUACCCGUGUGACGGAAACUCUGGAGGUCUGUCGGUCCUCUUCGAGUACCCGUCCUGCCGUCUACAAGACGAUCGAGUUCGCGUUUACGGGCGUCUGAGAGCCGACGUGGCAUCACUCGCGCCACCCUCAACUUUGCACUACGUUGCUGAAUUAAAAGCACCGCCUGGGAAACAUACUCUCACCUUUGACUGUGAAAUAUUUACCGAAAAAUUCGUCGAGUAUUGCUUCGUAUACGUCAGUCAAGCUAUCAACGGCGCAAUGGCUGAAGUUAGAGUCGAUUGCAUUCCCACGUUUCCCAUUCAAGACAGCGACGCUGGAGGAUGGGGUGACUGGAGCCCUUGGGGGCCUUGCAGUAGUACGUGUGUUGGAGGUGUCCGGAAUCGUUUCAGAUUCUGCGACAAACCGCCGCCACGUUACGGGGCUAAAUUCUGUCAAGGAAAAGCUGUCGAGUCCGAGGCUUGCGGUGGUGCUGGCGGGCUCGAUCUUGAAAACACGUGGUCUGCUGCCGAGUGGGAGUGUAAACACGGGCAAGGACUCGCGGCUGAGAGACCAGAGGUUACUGCUGAGGUAGGCACCAAGUGCCGCUGCGGCUGUGUUGUCAAUUUACGUAACGAAACUAUAACCAGAAAAAUUUUGGCUGCAAGCACCCAGGCUUGUCCCGGCCGAUCCUUUUGGCUUAUUCAAACUGAGCCCGGAUCGGUUGUCAAGCUUCACUUUGAUCAAACUAAAUUUCCGUGUUCUGGUCAGUAUGUCAGAGCACGAGAUGGGGAUUCUUUGAGUGCUGAGCUAUUGGCAGAUGUCGCUAUUGACAAAAAUACACCGGAGUCGGGGACUGUUAUGUCAACAGCCCAGAGCUUGCUGUUGGAAUUUUUUAGCGAUGAAAUAACUGUCGCGAGAGCUUCAUGCAGCGGAGGGUUUUUAGCCCACGUCUCAAUAUUCGCAAAAUCUCAACCAGAAAACGUAACAGAGGAUACAACGGCUGUGCUCAUUGGACCAAAAGUCAUGGCAGCCGCGGGAAAAUGGGCACUAUGGUUCUCACCCGCCCACUUGGCAGCAGCAUCACUCCUGCUUCUCAUGUUUCUAGUUUCCAUCUUCUUAGCAUUGCAAUAUGCCGUAAAGUACAGAAAAUACCAGGUUGCCGAGGAUCUGGAUAGUUUGACCGACAACUCAACGUGCAGUGGAUCUAUGCAAGGACUAGCACGUCGUGCAAGAGCAUUAUCUUCAGCUACUCUUAUCUCCGAAGUAGUAUCUCUUGUAAGAUUAACACGUAGAAGACCCUCAGGGCACGGUAGACUGGAAGAGACGUCUGGUGAUCUUGAGGAUGGGUACGAAAGUACCGAAACUCAGGCCGACAUGGAAGGUGAGGAGGAAGCUAAUGCAGAGACCGGGACUUUGAAGCUUAAAGAACAAGAAGAUAUUAACGGCUCGCAAAAAACCAUAGUCGCAAGUGUUAAAAGUACACCUUCACGUCGGUCUUCAUCAUCGAGCACAUUAACUUCGAUAUCCGGGCAACCCGAGGUCAAGUACGCCCGUCCAGUUAAGCUUCGGACGGUCGGCCCGAUAAGUCCCGUGUCCGAGGAGGCAUCGAUUUCAGAAGACAGUAGACGUUGUAGCACUGAAAGUGGUUCAACCAGCGUGAAUAACGUAAGCGUCUCACACCCAAAACCAACUAGAGUCCAGGCCAAGGGUUUUUCACCAGCAAGUACCUCAUCAAAUAUAUCGACUUUACGAUGUGGUAAAGAAACUAAGGACCGUCGGAAUCGUGAACGUCUUCUCCAAGGACCCGGAUCAGAGUUUAGUUUAGCGAAUCCAGAGACAGAUCUCGAGCUGGAUUACUACGAUUACAAUGUCGUAAACGCUGGAGCAGCACCUGGUUCUUAUUUGGGAAUGGAUCCAGCAUUUCUGGUGUGGAUACCGCCAUUGACGCCCGGUGAGACAGAAAUUCUCGAAGCCAUUGAAGAGGAUCAUCAUUACGAAGAAAUACCAGAUCGCCGAGAAAAGGAGUCACGUUUUAUGGACACUGAAGGAGCUGCUCUCACCCCAGCCGAGUAUCAAAGGGCCCGUAUGCUCAGACAAGACCAAAAAGAUCUAGAUACGGAAAUUCUUGCGAAGAAAUACGAUCCCGGUGAGAGUAGACUUCACGACGAAAUAAUUAUGGAAUACCGGGCGAGGUUACACGAAGGUAUGCUACCGAUUCAUCGGAUUCUCGAAGAGUCUCGAGUCAGAGUGAGUGAGGAAUCUCUUGCUAAACAUUCGCACGACGAUACACCUCAUAUCGAUAUUAUUCCCAAUCGUUUGGUUAACGAAACAGAUAAACGCGUUUCCAAAGAUACUGUUGCCGCGGGCUCUCAUGUUGACUCUAGUGGGAAUAGUCUAAGCUAUUCCGGAGGAACUGGAGGAACUGGAGGUAAAUUUACACCUAAAGCCAAUCGCGAUCGUUUGAUUGAGGAACAAGAGCGAUCUAGAAGUGCGAGCAUACCUAGAAAUAAUAGAUUAAGUAGUGAUGAUGAUAAAAGAAGAACACCGGCGUCUGUUAGAAGCAGAUUACAAGAGUACAUCGAGAGCAGCGCUAAUCAAUGCAAGUACAAUCAAUUGUCUACCGAGACUACGAGGAGCUGCGGUGAGCUGUCGAAAGAACAGAGGAAGAAAAAGCUAGAGGUUAAUCAAUCAUUAAUUGUUAAGGAUAAUAAAAAAUCAUUGAAUAAAUUAAAUGAUUAUCGCGAUGUUGGGAGGAAUGAAGAAUCAAGAGACGAGUUUAUUUUAACUAAGCCAAAGACUCCGGUAAUCGCUAGUAGAAGGUAUAAAGAUGUCGCGGAUUUAAAUUUAGUUAUGGAGAGUAGUAAGGAAAAAAUUUUGACGCAUGUCGAGAGUAUACCGAUGAAGGAGUUUUCGCGUACUAGAAACGAUUCACCAGCACGAGUUCAUAAAUCUAAAGAGACUGAUAAUGAUAUUAAUAAUAUUGUACUAGUGGGAAAAAAACAAUGUCAAAUACAGAGUCCAGAUUACGGAGUAGAGAUGGAUAUUAGGGAUGAAAUUUCACGUGAUUCUAUUUAUGAUUUAAUUGGAGAAGAUGAAGAUGAAUUUAAAUUUGCUGAUGACGAUGAAGAUGAAUAUAUUGAUAAUAAAAUAACAGCAUAAUAACUAUUAUUAUUAUUAUUAUUAUUAUUCGAUAAUUAAAAUAAAUAAAUAAAAAUAAAAAGUGGUUUUCUGUACAGAAUGUGAAUGAUAGAUGGUGAUUGAUAGUGAUGGAUUUUUAAAAUCUAACUGAAAGUACAAUUACCGGAUUUUGUGAUGAUGAUUGAUAGGAUAUGAUGUUUAAAGUUUGUCUAAAGGUUGAAUAUUAACCCUUUUAAACAAAGCUAAUGAAUCGCCGAUGGAAAAAAAAAUUUUGUAUUCCAUAUUCCCUACGCCUCAUUCGAUAAUCACCGAGUAGAAGUAAUGAAUUUUUAAAUUAAAUGUACAACUAUCAAAUCUUGGUGUAAUAUAAAUAUAAAUGUAUAAAAUUUUUUUAUUCGUUUCGGUAGUCUAGGGUCUAGACUGAUUAAACAAUGAGUCCAAUUAAUUAUAGUCUUACUACAGGAUUUUCAUAUCAAUGGGAUUGACAUCCCAUCAAUGAAAAAAAAAAAAAAAAAUAUAAAAUGCUCUAAUUAUUUUAAUUAACGACGGAUAAAUAUGAUUAACGUAUAUUUAAUAUCAAAAGACUGUAUUUUUCGAUUUAAAAUUUCGAGGCUUUACUUACAAUUAGAAAAAUAUCUAAAAAAAUACUGAAUAGAUAAAUAAAUAGCAAAGAAUGAGGCGUGAUAACUCUUUUUUCGUAAACGUGAGAUUAAACUAUAAGAUAUAAAGAAAAAAUCAAAUUUAUUUAUCGCUUAAUAAAAGAAUUUUAAUUUUGUUUAUCUGCUCAUCAAUCAUUGACAUUAAAUUCAUUAUUAUUUAAUAUGUAAGACCAAAUUAAUCACGUGUAAUAGAUUAGAUUUCAUAUAAUUAAACUGAUAAUUUAAAAAAUUUCAGAGAGCGCAAUUUAUAAAUAAUAAUAAUUAAGAAAAGAACAUUAUUGUACCAUAUAAAUGUAUUUAUUUAUAACUCUGUAUUUUUUUCUAGUCAAUUGUUUAUUGUAUAAAAGAAAAAUUAUGAAAUUUCAUUGUAAAUGAUGAAAGCAAAGCUUAUUCAUCUGGACAUUCUACUUUGAGAGCGCAUUAUGAUCAUUUAAUUAAUUAUUUUUUUAUAUUUCGCGUCCUUUAGUGAUUAAUUCCAACGUGAUUGACUGAUAUUAAAUAAUUAUCUAGCAAUUAAUAAAUUAUAUUACAAAUUAAAUCGUC